Molecule: messenger RNA, 898 nt
Organism: Tupaia belangeri chinensis (Chinese tree shrew)
Lineage: Eukaryota; Metazoa; Chordata; Mammalia; Scandentia; Tupaiidae
Gene: GLIPR1L2
Product: GLIPR1 like 2
Exons: 5
Coding region: 7-723 (238 amino acids)
Source: RefSeq, a predicted model, not a curated record
UGGACCAUGGAGCCCACUAGGCCUCUGGCGCUGGAGUUGCGUGCCCAGUCUCUCCCUCUGGCGCUAGGGGGCGUUUUGCAGCUGUGGCUCUGUGAGCUGUGGCUACUGCUGCUGGGUAGGGGCUUGGGCGCGAACUUUUUGCCACACGAAGAGGACGUGGACUUUAUCAAUGAGUAUGUGGACCUCCACAAUGACCUCCGGGGCAACGUCAUUCCCCGAGGGGCCAACCUGCGCUUCAUGACUUGGGACGUAGCUUUAUCACGGACAGCUAGAGCAUGGGGGAAAAAGUGUGUGCGUGAGCAUAACACUCAUUUAGAAGACCUACAAAUGGCCCAUCCUCGAUUUAAUGGUAUCGGUGAAAAUAUAUGGAUUGGCCCAGAAAAUGAAUUUACAGCUAGUAUUGCUAUCAGAAGUUGGUAUGACGAGAGAAAAAAGUAUAAUUUUGAAAAAGGCAAUUGUACUGAAGACUGUUCUAAUUAUAUCCAGCUUGUUUGGGACAACUCUUACAAAAUUGGUUGUGCUGUUACUCCAUGUUCAAGAAUUGGACAUAUUAUACAUGCAGCAAUUUUCAUAUGCAACUACGCACCAGGAGGAACUAUGAUGAGAAGGCCUUAUGAACCAGGAAUAUUUUGUACUAAAUGUGGCAAACGUGACAGAUGCACAGAUUUUCUAUGCAGUAAUGCAGAUCGUGACCAAGCCAUAUGUAUGUAUUGUCUUUCUUAGUUCUUGAACAAUUUAACUACUUUAUGUGAAAUCUAGCUUUCAAUUGCUUCUUUAUUUACAGAUUACCGAUUUUGGUAUCCAAGGUGGGAAGUGCCCCGGCCAAUUGUAUGUGAUCCACUGUGCAUGUUUAUUUUAUCCCUGAGAACACUAUGUUUCAUAGUAUGCGUCAUCAUUG